Tigriopus californicus is the source of this 4181-nucleotide messenger RNA. RefSeq lists its product as uncharacterized. Gene Ontology annotation, molecular function: cell adhesion molecule binding. Lineage: Eukaryota; Metazoa; Arthropoda; Copepoda; Harpacticoida; Harpacticidae. Gene Ontology annotation, biological process: cell-cell adhesion. The transcript is spliced from 2 exons. The coding region runs from base 1907 to 3727 and encodes 606 amino acids. Gene Ontology annotation, cellular component: cell-cell junction. The record is from RefSeq and is a predicted model, not a curated record.
UUGCUCAUGUGCUCGAGACUGAGAAGGAAGUUGUCGGUGCUGCUGCCAUGGUGGUUCCAACGCUGCUCCUGAAGAAUUUGUCAUAAUAAGGUGAUCAUCAGCCCGUUGAAUGAACGGAUGUGCCAGGUGCAUCCAAGCGGAAACAAGCCAGAGAAAUUACAACUACAUCCAGCUGAGUGGCGCAAGGGGUUGAGUGUUGUUAUUUGUUCGAGCAAGCCAUCUCCACUCAGUUGUCCGUUUGUUCAAGGUCUCGUGUAUCAACUUCGGAGUUGUCAUUCCUGGAAAACUGGGUGGAUCUCUUGGACAAGCACCCCCUAGAAAAAGCACUUAUGCCAUAACGUCCAUUGUCUGAGCUACAUAUCGUUCCGGAGCAUUUUGGAUAGCGUCAACGGCUCAUUAAGCUCUCAACUUAUUGUCUGUCCAUUCGUCGCUAUUCCCAAGGGGUGAGGUGGCAGGAGCAUUUCCACUGAAAUAGUUUCUCCGGAAUGAGCUUCAACGCUAAAUUUGGUCCACUUCCGUUGGGAGUAGAGUAGGAUCGCCAUCCGCAUACCACUUCUGACCUAAACAGGGUUCUCCCGCAUCAAAUCGUGCCCGACUCUAGAGUGUGGAUGCCAAAACUCGAGCCCAAAUUUGUGAGCUCAUGCCAAGAAAAAAAGAGCCAUUACCGAGAAUGAACGUGGGACUCAAAGUGACGUGACUCUUUCUCUAUUUAUCUGUUGAGAUUUUCCGCCGGUGUUUAGUGAGCCCCUCAAAAAUCGUGUCUUUUGGAGGUGUGUUUUUUUGGCAAAGCGUGUCCACCUUCAUUAUUUCAUGAUUAGACCAAGAUGAGAGUCUGAAUCCUUUGAUGAGAUGCAACUUUCCACUUUUUUGUCAUUACAUUGUAGUGGAAAUGUCAUUAGGGUGCUGCUUGCGAAAGAAGAAGAAAACGAAGCCGCCAAAUCAUUCGUUCGUUAAUUUCUAGCUUUGCUUCUCAGUUCAGAGGGAGUUCAGGGGGAAAGAAAAAAAGUGUGAGAAAUAUUUUCCACCCCAUUUGACUCUUAAGAGUCGAUAAUUUUGCCGCAUCGACUCAACGUCGAAACGAUUUCACCACAAAUAGCCACAUCAUCACCAUUAAUCCCGUUGCCAUCUUUAAGCCGAAUCGAAGAGCAAAGAAACAAAGAAACUUGAUUUUGCCAUAAGGCACUCCAAAGACGUGUGUCUUUUUGUAACCUGAUAUCCAAUCGUGGCUUCGUCUCUAUCUACUACCGCACAUUGGAAAAUGUCUUAUCCUUCUAUGGACUUGCAAAUGUUCCGAAGUCGAUUUUCGUCUUUCGCGAGCUCUUGUCAUAAAUUUACCAAAGUCGAUAACCGCAGAAAUCUGAGCCGUUGAUUGCUUCCCAUUAAAAAUUCCUCCACCAGGACACCACAUCAAGCAAGAGUGAUGGAAUUUUCGGAAUUUGAUAAUCAAGCACCUCUCCCGCAUCCAUCCCACCACUAGGUCUACACCACACUAAACCGAAGCCAGAAGCUUCCAGUAAGUCGCUAAAGGCACGCACACGCCACCAAACACGACGAGUCAGACGGUAUAUUUGAUGUUCAACCUGUCAAUUGUGGAAAUCAAAUAUUUGUCGGGGCCUUCAACUUGAAGAGGCCGGAGGAAGUCGAGCGAGUCCGUUUCGAUAUUGAAAACUCUCGCUUUGAAAGAGCUCCUUGACAACAACCCUAACGACUUGCGAGUUUGUGACAUGGCUCAAACAAAAGAACUCUCACCAACAGAGGAAGAAGGCACUGGCUCCAAGUUUGGUUCCAUUACUGCGCGAAUGCCCUUUUCCUUUUCAGCUAUAAUGACCAUGGGCCUGAUGGUCUAAGUGGUAUUAUUCCGAUUUUCUCGGAGUUGGACCUCACGCGAGGCCAGGCAAGGACAACUAUGACUUACUCGCAGAAAAUGCAAGGACGCCGUCCAAGAACCAAUCUUCUGCUCCUGUUCCUCGUGUCCACUUACAUAUUGAACCUGUUCCAUCUCUGUCUAGGACAGGAGUGGCCUCCUCAGAAGGGCAAUGGCAGGGACACCAACCGCAUUGUGCCCAAUCGCGAGUCCAGAGCCAUUCAAGUGAUCAAUAAGAGUCCGCCUGACGGCCGCAUUGUGAAGCUCGGUCAUUCGGUCCGGCUCUCGUGUCGAACCGACCGUAGGUGGUUCUUCUGCUUAUGGAACUCGCCCCAAGGGGACAAACAGUGCGCCAUCCAGCUCAACUCACCCCGAAGCGUGUGUGAUCUGGACAGUCGGAUCAUCAUGGAUUCGGGCUUGAACAACUGCGAUAUCGAGGUGAAGAACGUUCAGCCCGAGGACUACGGCUCGUGGUUGUGCAUGGUCAGUGAUCCCGACCAGUUUGACAGUGCCCGAGAACGGGUCUCGCUGGAGGUGGGACAACCCGCGAGCGUGAAGUUUGACCCCGAAUUCGGGAGCAAGAAUGUCCUCACUAUCACGGAAGGAGAAACUAUAAGCAUCCGCUGUGCCGCCACGAAAGGCCACCCUGCCGCUCAAUUAAGUUGGGAGGGUCCCAAGGAAGCCAAAUUGGAUAUCCGCUCAUCUCCAGAGAUCAUUCGCAACGAUCGCACUCACACUACAGAUGUCUUCCACACGGUCAAAUACAAAGCAGAUCUCAAAGACAAUGAUAAAGAAAUCAUCUGUCUGGCCACCCAAGUCGACCACGACGGCCGGAGUGUCCUCUAUGAAUCGUCAGCCAUACUCCAGUUAAAAAUUGACAAGAUUGUUCUCCCCGUGGAUAAUGCACUCACCCAGAGAAUUGGCAUUAUCUCGGGGGUGCUCUUGGCGAUCAUCUUUCUGAUUCUUCUAUUGAUGUUCUGCAUUUUCGUGAUUUGUCGACGUCGGCGGAAGCGAUCGAGGCCACCUAGCAGCCAGGCAACUUUGGACUCAAGUCCAGAACCACCCCUUAAGCCCAUAUGGACGACGGAUCCGCUCAUGGGCCAAAGCAGUCCUCGGAAGACUGAACGUCAGAUCAAUCAACUCGCAUAUGCAGAUAUCCUGGAGCCGGCUCCUAGGCGUGCUAAUCAUCGGGAUGGAGACAAGCUCAACCAGACAGGAAGUCAAGGUUCGAGCUCCACCCGGUCGACCACUAGUCAAGGUUCUUGGGAGGAAGAUAGGUCAGUGGGUGGUGAGCUCGAGGACAUAUCCAUCCAACGUGCACCUUCAGUGGUGCCACAGACCUCCAUGCUGUCCCGCCAACAGUCCCCAAGUCUCCAUGAGACCCACUUUGGCUCAGAUACAGAUCUUCCUAGGACUGUGCUCCAUCAUCCGGAUCCAUUCCUUCAGCAACAACAACUUCAACAACAACCGAUUUAUAGUAACCAACAGUUUCAACAACAGCCUGUGUAUGGGAGACCCAACCCUCGGAGUGGUCGACCAGCAUCCUCAGCCGAUGCGGUCCUCAACCCCUCCCCUUACUAUCCAAACCAUAGUUUAAACCGUCCCCAUUCUGCCUUAAGUUACCCGAAUUCCCAACCCGACAGCACGGGCUCCUACAUCCCCACCAUCCUUCGCCGUUUGCCCACGCCCAAUGGCCAGCUCACCACAAGCACCAAGUCAGUAUUUGAUUGUGAUCUAGGUUGCUUCGACCUCUUGGAGGAGGAGGAGCACAGUAUGGCCUGUCCUCACCAUUCAAGUAGAUCAAAUUCCACGGAUUCCGAGAUCACGAACCGAACCAAAGACGUGGAGGACAGAAAUCACUAACACGCAACACCCGCCGCCAAUCAUCAAAUCAAUCGAUGCUGCUGUUCUGCAGCAACAAAUAAGCAUUUACAUUUUGGCGCCAUUUUUGAAUCCUGCGACUCGAAGCUGUGUUCAGUGCCAACAAUUUAAAUCUCACCUUUGACAUGCAAUAUUAGGCUAUUGAUGAAAUUUAAGGCAGCUUCCAGUUCUGGUGGAACCGUGAUUCCAGCUAGUGAGCAUGGUCACUGUCACAAUAAUUAUCAAGCCAUGAAUCUCAAUAUCCACCAUAAAAACGCUCUGAGGCGUUUCCUCUCCAAAACUAGUCAUGCUCUAUUAGGAUCCCCAUACAUUUCAUUGUCUCUGAAUUUUAUACUUUUAUGUUGUCGUCAAUAAAAAUGCAAAUCGGGAUCCCUUGGAUAUGAGCGGAAAUAAAUCAAGCCGUUGUUUCCCUGAACCCACAGCAUUAUUAUCUUGA